Urocitellus parryii (Arctic ground squirrel) is the source of this 1056-nucleotide messenger RNA. It is a transcript of the gene Mageb16, whose product is annotated as MAGE family member B16. The record is from RefSeq and is a predicted model, not a curated record. Gene Ontology annotation, cellular component: nucleus. Gene Ontology annotation, biological process: negative regulation of transcription by RNA polymerase II. Lineage: Eukaryota; Metazoa; Chordata; Mammalia; Rodentia; Sciuridae.
AUGCCUGGGCAUCAGAAGAGUCAAGAAGGCACCCAUGGUGAAGACCUUCUGAUCCUCAGUGAGAUCCAGGGCCCAGAGGUUGCACAGGUGUCAGGGACUGUGGAGGCGCCCUCUACCUCCUCCUCCCAGCUUCUGAUGCCUGGCAACCUGAGUGAGUCUCCUGGUGCUCUAACACCCAGCACACCCAGCACUCCUGAGGAUCUUCAGAAUUCCUGCUCCUCUCCUGUUGCCGUUAUGGCCCCCUCUUUGAUCCAGUCCAGUGAAGGUUCUGGCAGCAAAGAAGAGGAGAGUGUUCCAAACACCUCAGCGAUGGUGGCAGACCCCGAGCAUGUGCCCAAAAGUGCUCUGGAUGAGAAAGUGGCUUUCUUGGUGAAUUUCCUGCUGCUCAAGUAUCAAAUGAAAGAGCCAGCCCGAAAGGCAGAUAUGUUGAAGUUCAUCAUGGAAGAUGAUGAGGUCCGCUUCUGUGAGAUCCUCCUGCGGGCCUCUGAGCGCCUGGAGAUGGUCUUUGGCCUUGAUGUGAAGGAAAUGGAUCCCAUCAACCAGUGCUAUGGCCUCUCCAUCAAGCUGGGCCUCACCUACGAUGGGAUGCUUAGUGAUGAAGAGAAUAUACCCAAGACGGGGCUCCUGAUACUCAUGCUGGGUGUGAUCUUCAUGAAGGGUAAYCGUGCCACUGAAGAGGAGAUCUGGGAUGUGCUGAAAAUGACGGGGAUCCAUCGUGAUCAGAAGCACUUCAUCUUCGGGGAUGCCAGGCAGCUCAUCGCCCAUGAUUUUGUGAAUGAAAAGUACCUGGAGUACCACCAGGUGGCCAACAGUGAUCCAGUGCAGUAUGAGUUCCAGUGGGGCCCAAGAGCCCAUGCCGAAACCAGCAAGAUGAAAGUCCUCGAGUUUUUGGCCAAGGUUCAUGGAACCAACCCACGUGAUUUCUCAGCUCAGUAUGAGGAAGCUCUGCUAGAAGAAGAGGAGAGAGCACUGGCCAGAAUUUCAAUUGAGUCUGCCUCCAGUUCCUUGGCCACUGCCAGUUCCAGUGCCAUGGGUGACAGCUCCUCCAGCAUCUAG